Molecule: messenger RNA, 961 nt
Organism: Phacochoerus africanus (Common warthog)
Lineage: Eukaryota; Metazoa; Chordata; Mammalia; Artiodactyla; Suidae
Gene: EXOSC1
Product: exosome component 1
Exons: 8
Coding region: 54-641 (195 amino acids)
Biological process (GO): RNA processing
Cellular component (GO): cytoplasm; nuclear exosome (RNase complex)
Molecular function (GO): RNA binding
Source: RefSeq, a predicted model, not a curated record
UGGCCAAUGAGCAGUCGACCUCAUUUUCCUUCGGACUUCGGACAGAGGCAGUCAUGGCACCACCUGUGAGGUAUUGCAUCCCCGGCGAACGUCUGUGUAAUUUGGAGGAGGGAAGCCCCGGCAGCGGCACCUACACCCGGCACGGCUACAUCUUUUCGUCGCUUGCUGGCUGCCUGACGAAGAGCAGCGAGAAUGGCGCGCUUCCUGUCAUAUCUGUGAUGAGAGAAACGGAUUCCCAAUUAUUGCCAGAUGUGGGAGCUAUUGUGACCUGUAAGGUCUCUAGCAUCAAUUCACGCUUUGCCAAAGUACACAUUCUGUAUGUGGGGUCCACACCACUUAAGAACUCUUUUCGAGGAACUAUCCGGAAAGAAGAUGUCCGAGCUACUGAAAAAGACAAGGUUGAAAUUUAUAAGAGUUUCCGCCCAGGGGACAUCGUAUUGGCCAAAGUCAUCUCUCUAGGUGACGCGCAGUCCCACUACCUCCUGACCACUGCCGAAAACGAGCUGGGAGUGGUGGUGGCCCACAGUGAAUCAGGUGUCCAGAUGGUUCCCAUCAGCUGGUGUGAGAUGCAGUGCCCAAAGACCCACACUAAAGAAUUCCGGAAAGUGGCACGAGUACAACCCGAAUUCUUGCAGACCUAAGAAGCCACACUUUACCCCGAGGAGGGGGUAAGCUGUUUCCAAGACUACAUGUAUGAACGUGACAGCAGGAUGCUGUGGUCUUUAUUCAGGCACCUGGGUUUGGCCAGCAGCCACCUCUAGAUAAAUCUGCCAGAAACUUAUUCUGUAGCUGGAACAUUUUUCUUGUGAAUAAGCGGACUUCAUUCUCUCAAGUGUUAACAUUUCUCUUCUGGAGGCACCAGCAAACAAACUGUGUGAUGUUGAAAAUAGCCUAUUCUUUCUGACAGUCUUAUAAAUAUGUAUUUUUUGCUGUGACAAAGAAAACAUUUUUACGUAAAGGA